Messenger RNA from Larimichthys crocea (large yellow croaker), 1973 nucleotides. RefSeq names its product rhomboid-related protein 4-like. The coding region runs from base 180 to 1256 and encodes 358 amino acids. Gene Ontology annotation, cellular component: membrane. NCBI's taxonomy places the organism in Eukaryota, Metazoa, Chordata, Actinopteri, Sciaenidae. The transcript is spliced from 8 exons. Gene Ontology annotation, molecular function: serine-type endopeptidase activity. The record is from RefSeq and is a predicted model, not a curated record.
CCUCUUCAGGACUUCAGUCCUCGUUCACGGACCUCUGAGGUUUCGGUUUCGUUUCUGGUUCUGGUUCUGGCUCGGGAGCGCGCACACGAUUUCUGUGUGAUGAAGGUGUUUCUGCAACAACUUCUGAGAGACUAACAAACAAAGAGAAACUUUAACAGUCGGCGGGAGGGGUUUUCAGGAUGCAGAGAGGUCUCCAGUUCGGCCUGCUGCUUCUGGCUGUCCAGUUGUUCCAGCAGGGUCUGGGUAACAUCCCAGCCGUCACCCUGGCGGUGCUUGGAUUCAACGUGUAUCUGUUCAUGUUUCCUGCUGCUCCCCUGAUGAAGGCCUGUGUGAGCCUCCACUAUGUUUACAGUCUUAAAGAGUGGCGUCGCCUCUUCCUGUCCCCCCUCCACCACGUGGAUGAUUGGCACCUCUACUACAACAUGGCGUCCUUCCUGUGGAAAGGUACGAGGCUGGAGCGCCGCCUGGGUGGAGCCUGGUUCCUCUAUCUGCUGUCGGUCCUCUCUCUGCUCACCGGGCUGGUCUAUCUGCUGCUGCAGGCGUGGCUGACUAAACUCAUCCAGGAGCCCAAUCCACUGUGGGACCUCAUCGACGCCUCGGCUCACAGCAGCGAGUGUGCUGUGGGCUUCUCAGGCGUCCUGUUUGCUCUGAAGGUCAUCAAUAACCAUUACAACCCAGGCGGUGUGACCUACCUGUUGGGUACUAUUCGAGUGUCCAACCGCUUCGCAAGCUGGGUGGAGUUAGUCCUGAUCUAUGUAAUCGCUCCCAGGACUUCUUUGAUCGGUCACCUGUCGGGCAUCCUGGUGGGUCUGUUGUACACUUUGGGUCCACUGAGGAUCAUCAUGGAGACGUGUGCAGAGUCUGUGUCUUCAGAUAUGAAUGAUCCACGGCCGAGUACAUACUUCAACUUCUCAGGUUACAGUGGGACUAGACGAGAGCGUCCGCAGCAUGCUGAAGAUCGCACGGCUGAAGAUCGCACGGCUGAAGAUCGCACGGCUGAAGAUCGCACGGCUGAAGAUCGCACGGCUGAAGAUCAAACCGACCUGGACAGAAUGACGGAGGAGGAGCAGAUUGAACUGGCGAUCAGGAACAGCCUGAAUGACCGAGGACCGACGAGGCGGAGACGAACAGCACAACCUCCUUCUGGUUUCCACCCCACAGAGGAGGAGGAGAACCUGGAGGAGCUCAGGAGGAGACGACUGAGGAGACUUGAAGAGGAAUUUUACAACCAGAGGAGAAGAAGACAGUUCAUGUAGUUAUGAAGUCAUGUAAUCUUUUCAGUCUCUUCCAGUGAUUUUGUUGUCUGGCUCACUGAAGACUCUGCGUGUCUUCUGUCAGAUUUCUUGCUUCAGAUCUUGUAGCUGCGUUAUCUUCUUCUCUGCUGGGGUACAAAAGAUUCAUCACUGACUGAAUAUCUUGAGUGAGCAUAGCAUAAAGACUCGAGGAGCUCGCCUGGAUCUGCUUUGUUUAAUCCGAACAAUCAAAAUAUGAAAACUCUAAAUGGAUCUCGACUCCUCUGUCAGACUUCAUGACACAGGGAUGAAAUGAAAUACACCCAAAACUCUGGAGGCUGCUGCUCACGUCCCGUCUUCAACAUUCACUGUUACUUUCCUUUUAAACCAAACCACAACCUUUCCCUAACCUUUCCCUAACCAUUCCCUAACCUUUUCCUAAUCUUUCCAUAACCUUUUCCUAAUCUUUCCCUAAUCUUUCCCUAACCUUUCCCUAAUCUUUCCCUAACCUUUCCAUAACCUUUUCCUAACCUUUUCUACCUGCACAGAUCAGAUCAGAAAACACUCAGCGUCAUAGGUCAGUGUUCAAGAGUGUGAACUGGUUUGUUGUGUUUCUGUUUACAUGUUACAUAUUUGCACUGUCUGCUGACUGUAAUGGAUGUUUGUGUAUGUUCGGGAGGAUCACGAGGUUUUAACAUUUUUUAUCAUCCGGACGAGAAAUAAUAAAAAAAGGUUAAUGGA